This is a messenger RNA of Aptenodytes forsteri (emperor penguin), 2295 nucleotides long. It is a transcript of the gene TRMT9B, whose product is annotated as KIAA1456 ortholog. NCBI's taxonomy places the organism in Eukaryota, Metazoa, Chordata, Aves, Sphenisciformes, Spheniscidae. Gene Ontology annotation, cellular component: cytoplasm; nucleus. Gene Ontology annotation, biological process: tRNA wobble uridine modification. The record is from RefSeq and is a predicted model, not a curated record. Gene Ontology annotation, molecular function: tRNA binding; S-adenosylmethionine-dependent methyltransferase activity. The transcript is spliced from 4 exons. The coding region runs from base 1 to 1416 and encodes 471 amino acids.
AUGAAGAGGUUUAUUGCUAGGACAUUUCCCUGCCGUGCUGCAAAGAUGGAACAUGAGGCUACACAGCUAGAAAAGCAGCACGUGCAUAGUGUGUAUGAAAAUACAGCUGCCUACUUUAAUGAUCUGCAGAGCAAAGCGUGGCCUCGUGUUCGAAACUUUCUGCUGGAGCAAAAGCCUGGCAGUCUCGUUGCUGACAUAGGUUGUGGAACUGGAAAGUAUCUCAGUGUCAACAGUCAGGUAUAUAAUCUCGGCUGUGAUUACUGUGGACCGUUGGUAGAGAUUGCAAGGAAGAAAGAUGGUGAAGUUCUAGUAUGUGACAACCUUAACCUUCCCUUUAGGGACCAGUGCUUCAACGCAGUCAUUUCCAUUGGAGUGAUCCAUCAUUUCUCAACUAAACAAAGAAGAAUCAAAGCAAUAAAGGAAAUGGCAAGGGUAUUGAUACCUGGAGGCCAGAUGAUGAUUUAUGUUUGGGCUAUGGAACAAAAGAAUCGUCGCUUUGAGAAACAAGACGUAUUUGUUCCUUGGAACAAGGCCUUGUGCUCACGGCAUUUUUCAGAAUCGAAUCAAUCUGGAGAUAAGGGUGAGUUUGUGCAUGCUGUAAAAAGCCAAGACAUACACCCUGCACAGCUAGUCAUCUCUGACUGCAGCUACCAAACCAAUCUGCAGCCAGAAACUGAUUCAAAACAUUCCCACAAUACGGACCAUUGCUUAUCCAGAGCCUGCUGCAUGAAAAUUUCUGAAGAAGAAAACAGAUUUUACAGUGCUCUAGGAAGAUCUUUCCGCUCAUGGUUUUUCUCCAGAUCCCUUGAUGAAUCAGCCCUUAGAAAGCAAACUGACAAAAGGAAGGCUCUGAAGAAUGAAGGAGAAUGGGCAAACAGUACUGUACCCAUUGAGCAUUCGCGACACUGCAGUUUGGAUUUAGGUCACCAUGGGGCACUGAUAAAAGAACAAAGUUUAGAUGAUGAUGAUGUGUUCGUGGAAAGCCUGCCUCUCAAAAAAACAGAGUGGUCACCAGCCACAGAUGCACUGAAGGAUUUAAGUUUAAAUGGAGGACACCACAGUGUAGCUCAGAGCAAGAAUGAAGUAGCUUCAUUUAUAAAUGGCCCAGUGGAAGACAGGGACUACAGCUGCGUUUGUAAUAAAGAUGGUGCUGGUACAUCUAAUGCCAGCAAGUUUUUCAAAAGAACUUCAACAACUGACUCCACUGACUCUGCAUUGGAUUCAGCAGUGUCUGUUGGGGAACAAACUGAUGCCACGUUGGAUACAAAAGCCUUCAUGCGCUAUUAUCAUGUUUUUCGGGAAGGGGAACUGUGCUCUCUGGUAGAAGAGAACGUGCCUGAGCUUCAGAUACUUUCUUCCUGCUAUGACCAUGGAAACUGGUGCAUCAUUGCAGAGAAAAGAGGAACACAGCUGUAAAGAGAACAAAGCAGAAUUCAGUGACUGAGCAUUUUGAGCUGCUCCUUGUGUUCCUGUGAUUGUGCAGUGUGACAUGGAAUUUGAAUCUCAUGUAGUUGUGUGCCAUUCAUUUCUGAGUUAUUAUCUCUCUACCUAUUUAACUAUCUAAUGCAAGGUCUGUAUAUAGGAAUGUAAGUGGUAAACAAUGUUUAUGUUUUGUUAAACUUUUAUGAAGUUAAAACUGGAGAGUUUUAUACUGCUUUUAGUAAAUAAUUUUGUUUUUAAAUAUACUUUUCUAUUGAAAAAUAAAACCUUUUUAUAAGACAAGGAUCAGGACAUCUUUUAUGAGAAAUAUCCUCUCAGUAAGAAGUUUAGGUUUUGUUCUUCAAACGCUGAAGAUGUGUCACAUUACUCCCUGUUCUUGAAGUCCUAUAAAUAGAGACAUAGACACAUUUAAAACCGUACUUGACUGUAUACUGCUAGAGUGCAUGCUGCAGAACUGGGAGCAAGCAUGGUCCCGGUGCUUCUUAGUUUAGAGUAGAGUUGUUAAUGGGUAAAAACUAUGUACAAAACAAGCUCUGCAUAUUCUGCCAUUUGAGGUUUGUAUUUGGGAGCAAAUGACAGAACAAAUUUUUAACAGUAUUUUUGACUUUUGUUUUAAAAAGAAUUUAAUUUGUGUCUCAGGUGCAGGUUAAGUUUUAUAUGUUAGGUCUCACAAAUACUUCAUCUUAAUUUCCUUUGCUGUAGUUUUUCAUUGGUAUAUGUGCAUAUAGAAGUCAGAGGGAUUUGUGAGACUAUCAGUAUUAUGUAAAGGUUACGAAAUAUCAAAUAUUUGAGGUACAUAUAUCUUUUUGAUAAGUCUGGGAAGCUAAGAUAAAAUUAAUAAAAUUCCAGUGCAUA